AUUUGUUUAAGAGUUAAAGUUAAAGAACUGAAUUUUUGAAAGACUGAAUUUCUAGAAGACUGAAUUUAUAGAAGACUGUAUUCCAAAGCGGUUGAAUAAAAAUGUGACCGCUGAGGGCAACACUCGAGGUUGCCCAGUCACAUUGACGACCGUAAGGGUCUUACGAAUCUAUGUUUUUGUAUUUUUUUCUUGUCUUUUAUUUUUGUUUCAAUCUUUUCUAAUUUUUACCAUUUAAAUUCGCUACUUUGACUUUCGCGCUAGUGACCUUAACUUAUUGAUUUUUCGCUCUUUUAAUUUCGCUAUUUUGAGCCUUUACCAGAUCAAAUUGAUCUUUAACGGAGCUGAUGGUAUGCUACGUAAAGUGAUCUUACAUCAAGGUGACUUUUUUAAAACGAUUGACCUUAGAUUAAAAUUUAUGACCUACGGUACUCGACCUGGUGGGAAAAAGGUUGAAAAAAGUGGUGCUUACCUUUUCCUACCUGACUCAGCUGAAGCUCAAGACAUGGCUUAUUCAAAACCUUCCAUACGUAUAACUGAUGGUCCUUUGGUCAGUCGGAUGGAGAUUAUAAUUGACAAUUCAUUAAAAUUACAACAUACAAUCACCUUAACCAGAGGAAAACCUUAUUUUGAGAUUGAAAAUGAAUUUCAUAUGGUCAAGGCAGGAGGUUCUUUUGACAAUAAGGAGCUUUUAUUAAGAUUUUUUUCUGACAUUCAAAGUGAUAAUACAUUUUACACUGAUUUAAAUGGUUUCCAGAUGGUUAAACGUAAAUGGUUUGAAAAACUUCCCGUUCAAGGAAAUGUUUAUCCAAUGGCUAGUCUAAUGUACAUAGAAGAUUCUUGGACUCGAUUGAAUGUCCUUUCUGCUCAACCCUUAGGAGUGACCAGUCAACAUGCAGGUUUAAUUGAUGUCUUUCUGGAUCGUCGGUUGGUUCAAGAUGAUAAUCGAGGUGUUGGUCAAGGUAUAACUGACCAUCGACGGACUCGUGAACGUUUUAGAGUUUCAAUUGAAAAUCGUGGUCUCAAUCCCCUUAAGCCAACGUCUCAUGUCCAUCAAGAGUUGACCAAAUUACUCAAUGAACCUUUUCUUAUGCAAAGUGGAUCUUCCAGUAAUCAAGGAUCGUUACAAUUUAUGUCAUCACCUUUACCCUGUGAUGUUCAUCUUCUCAAUUUCCGAAGUGAUUUAAACACUCAAAAUGACUUUUAUCUUUUUCUCCAUCGUUUUGGUUCUACCUGUGAAUCUACCUGUCCAUCAUCUCAUCCAUUUACUUUGCUCCCUCAUCUUUCAAGGAAUAUUUUUAAUUCAAUUCAACCAACAAUGUCCACAAUGAGUCUCUCAUUAAAUCAAGUAUUACAAUCAAAUUUAAACAUUUCCAGUUAUCCAAUACAAUUGGAACAAAUGGAUUUUGCUGUUUGCAAUUUUCUUCGUUUCUCUUGGAAUUUCGUCUAAUCGCGUCGUAAAGGAACGUUCUCGUAAUCAAUCCGCCGGUCGCACUGAUUAUUUUAUAAGGAAAUUCUCGGCUUUCUUUUUUGUCUGUUUUUUCGCCAUGAGCAGCUACUUCGAUUUUUUGUUUUUCCAAUUCCUCAUGGGGAAUGUUUUGCCAGGAACAGAGAAACACUUAGUUUUAAAAACGGAUCUAACUUAAAUAGUAUAUGAAUCGGGACUGUUACUAACCAAGCGAUAGCAUCCUCCGAUUCGGAAA
Molecule: messenger RNA, 1700 nt
Organism: Panonychus citri (citrus red mite)
Lineage: Eukaryota; Metazoa; Arthropoda; Arachnida; Trombidiformes; Tetranychidae
Product: alpha-mannosidase 2x-like
Exons: 2
Coding region: 350-1447 (365 amino acids)
Biological process (GO): N-glycan processing; mannose metabolic process; protein deglycosylation
Cellular component (GO): Golgi membrane
Molecular function (GO): alpha-mannosidase activity; carbohydrate binding
Source: RefSeq, a predicted model, not a curated record